Bradysia coprophila is the source of this 1520-nucleotide messenger RNA. Its product is annotated as isovaleryl-CoA dehydrogenase, mitochondrial-like. The record is from RefSeq and is a predicted model, not a curated record. NCBI's taxonomy places the organism in Eukaryota, Metazoa, Arthropoda, Insecta, Diptera, Sciaridae. Gene Ontology annotation, molecular function: flavin adenine dinucleotide binding; 3-methylbutanoyl-CoA dehydrogenase activity. Gene Ontology annotation, cellular component: mitochondrion. Gene Ontology annotation, biological process: L-leucine catabolic process.
UAUUUGUAUGCCGUGUCGUUCUUAUCAUACUUCAUAUCCUACUUUCAUUGACAGUUCUUCACUGCCAGAAGUGUUGUUUCGUGUGCCGUGUUAUUUUUCAUUUCUUUCUUUUCUUUACGUAAAAUCAGAAAAUUAAUCAAAAUGUUACUCACCAAACUAUGCGGUCGACAUUCAUUUUCGGUGAAGAAUAUUCUGAAAAUAUCGCAAACGAAUUGCAGAGGGGUGGCACACUAUCCGAUUGAUGAAAGUAUUUUUGGUUUAACAGAGGAACAACAAAGUCUGAGACAGACAGUGUUCAACCUCGUUCAAAAAGAAUUGGCUCCGUAUUCAAUUGAAAUCGACAAAACUAAUAAUUUCAAAAACUUCCGACCAUUUUUUAAACAACUUGGAAAUCUUGGUGCUUUGGGAAUCACAGCAAAGUCUGAGUAUGGAGGUUCCGAUGGAUCGUAUCUCGACCACUGUAUUAUUAUGGAGGAAAUUUCACGAGCCGAUGGAGGUAUUGGGCUGAGCUAUGGAGCGCAUUCAAAUUUGUGCAUAAAUCAAAUUAGUCGAAAUGGCACAGAAGAACAAAAACAGAAAUAUUUGCCUAAGUUAUGCAGCGGAGAACAUAUUGGUGCACUUGCUAUGUCUGAACCUGGUAGUGGUAGUGAUGUUGUGUCGAUGCGAUUGAAAGCUGAACGAAAAGCCGAUCACUAUCUACUCAACGGAAAUAAAUUUUGGAUAACAAAUGGUCCCGAUGCUGAUACAUUGGUAGUGUAUGCUCGAACCGAUGCGAAUGCAAAAGCACAACAUGGGAUCACGGCAUUUAUAAUUGAACGCGGAUUCGAAGGUUUCUCGAAUGGACCAAAAUUGGACAAACUCGGCCAUCGUGGUAGCGGGACUUCGGAAUUGAUAUUCGAUAACUGUAAAGUUCCAAUAGAAAAUGUUCUCGGUGGUGAGCAGAAGGGAGUUUAUGUGCUGAUGUCUGGUCUGGAUUAUGAGCGCUUAGUAUUGGCAGCUGGACCGGUGGGUCUGAUGCAAGCAGCUGUUGAUGUAUCAUUUGAUUAUGCGCAUCAGCGUAAACAGUUCGGAAAGCGAAUUGGAGAGUUUCAGUUGCUCCAGGGAAAAAUGGCGGACAUGUACACCACUUUGAACGCCUGCAGAUCAUAUCUGUACGGCGUGGCUCGGUCUGCUGAUGCUGGCAAAGCAAAUCCCAAGGAUUGUGCUGGAGUUAUAUUGUACUGUGCCGAGAAGGCCACCCAAGUUGGAUUGGAUUCAAUUCAAAUUUUAGGAGGGAACGGAUAUAUAAACGAUUAUCCAACCGGGAAAAUUAUGCGUGAUGCUAAAUUAUACGAAAUCGGUGCUGGUACAUCCGAAGUGAGGCGAUUGGUUAUUGGUCGAAAUUUGAACAGAGAAUACGCCAACUAAAAAAAAUUGUUUGUCGACUCAUUCUGCGAAUUUUAUUAAAUAAAAUUGUAAACGAGACGGUAAAAUGUGAAAUGUUAAGGCUAAAAAUGCAUUUAUUUUGAAAUUAUUGUUUA